Molecule: messenger RNA, 867 nt
Organism: Spodoptera exigua (beet armyworm)
Lineage: Eukaryota; Metazoa; Arthropoda; Insecta; Lepidoptera; Noctuidae
Source: the annotation of a GenBank genome assembly
AUGCUACCAAGUAGUUUUAAAAUGGAACAGUUCUAUAUAAGACUUGUAGUUCUAAGUAUACUCGUUGUUAUUUCUUCAGCUGCACCGAUAUCCGAACAUGUGGACUUAGAAGACGAGGGUGAAUACGGAGAGUAUUUCGAGGGCGACAUGUUGCUGUCGAAGUCCCAACGAGAAGCCAUAUUUCAAGCAGUAGAUGGUAACAGUCGCAAUGGUCUACGAAAUGUGGCGAAACGCUGGCCGAACCGUACCGUCGUGUAUCACAUCAACGAAGAAGACUUUGAUGAAGAACACGUGCUAAAAAUUGAGGAUGCCUUAGCUGACAUAGCGAAUCAUUCGUGUAUCACAUUCCGACCUAGAGAAAAGGACGACGAACACGCAGGUACAAAAGGUGGAUGUUUUUCAAACGUGGGAUUUAGCACACCUGACGACGAAGGUGAAAUUCGUCAAGUACUGAACCUGGCCAAGGGUUGUUUCAAACACGGUACCGUAGUUCACGAAAUGCUGCAUACUAUCGGCUUCUACCACAUGCAGAGCACUUAUGAUAGAGACGAUUUUGUUACUAUUCUUUGGGAAAAUAUUAAACCUGGUCACGAACACAAUUUCGCAAAGUACAGCAAUGACACUGUCACUGACUUUGGAGUACCUUAUGAUUACAAUAGUGUAAUGCACUAUACAGAGAAAGCAUUUUCCGUGAAUGGCAACAAAACAAUCGUUCCACUAAAGGAAAAUGUGACCAUUGGCCAAAGGAUGGGAUUAUCUGAAAGCGAUAUAUUGAAACUAAACAAAAUGUACUGUGAAGACAACGAUGAUAAGGAAAUAAUGUUGAUUGAGAAUAUCGACGAGAUAGUGUCUGUGAUUGAUUUUUAG